This is a messenger RNA of Mauremys reevesii (Reeves's turtle), 991 nucleotides long. RefSeq names its product microtubule-associated proteins 1A/1B light chain 3C-like. Gene Ontology annotation, biological process: macroautophagy; autophagosome assembly; autophagy of mitochondrion. The transcript is spliced from 4 exons. The record is from RefSeq and is a predicted model, not a curated record. NCBI's taxonomy places the organism in Eukaryota, Metazoa, Chordata, Testudines, Geoemydidae. Gene Ontology annotation, molecular function: ubiquitin protein ligase binding. Bases 62 to 478 code for a protein of 138 amino acids. Gene Ontology annotation, cellular component: autophagosome membrane; cytosol; autophagosome.
ACAGGGAUCUGCAGGGCGAGUCCCGAGGGUGGUGGAAACCUCAACCUUCCUCCUCCAGAAGAUGCUGCGCUGCCAAAGCAAUAGCCACAGUCGCUCUUUCAAGCAGAGGAAGAGCCUGGCCAGUAGGAUGCGGGAAGCAACUGAAAUCCGGGCGAAGUACCCCACCAAGAUCCCGGUGGUGGUGGAGCGUUACCGAAAGGAGAAGCAGCUGCCUCUGUUGGAUAGGACCAAGUUUCUGGUUUCCCAGGACUCGUCCAUGUCUCAGUUUGUGAUCACCCUGCGAACUCGCAUGUCCCUGACCGCGACCCAGGCCUUCUACCUGCUAGUCAAUGACAAGGGCCUGCCGAGCAUGAGCAUGAGCAUGGGGGAGAUGUACCGCGACCACAAGGAUGAGGACGGCUUUCUCUACGUAACCUACGCUUCCCAGGAGAUGUUCGGCUGCUGCCGCAUGCAUGGCCCUGUGGUGACUCAGUCAUGAACCUGCCUGUUGCCAGCUGGUCUCUGUCGUUGGUUUAUCUUGUGAUGCAAACAACGGCAGGGGCUGAAAACCUCUUUCUUAACCUAAUUUUUAAUUAAAGUGCUGUGUGGGGACAGAGGAGGAGAGCAUGAAAGUCCAGGAGCUGCUAGCAGGAUCACUCUCCUGCCACAGCAUUGGGGACUUGAGUCUCUCUGAACAGAUGCCUGUUAGAAGAAUAACUUGUGACUAAAGCUAUGAAAUGUUUUUAAUGCCAGAACCACAUCCUAUUACUCUGAUCCGCUGCAAGGUUAUUCUCUUAACAGGCCUAUUCCUCUCCCUUUUUAAAGGAUUUCACUGCUGGAUGUUCUGGUUAGCAGCACUGGAAACUUAAGUUUAGUUUUAGCAAGUCUGCUCCUGUAACAGGGAUUGAUGUACCGGGGUUCCACGGCUGGGAUUUUUAAGCUUCACAUCUAUUAUCUGUAACGUCUCCUGUUUUUAAGUUUGAGUCCUUGGAAUAAAGCAAUCGAAAUGUGA